CCCGGGCCCCGGCCCUAUAAAAGGCGCCGUGUGCCUCCACCAUCGGGGAACAAACCAAACCCACCACCAGCCGCCUUUUCUUCGAUCGAGGGUUUAGCUAGCCUAGGGUAGAAGGGCGGCGGGCUAGGGUUUCCGCCGCCGCCGCCGCCGCCGCCGCCUCCGCGAUGGCCACCUACAACUUCGACCUGCUCGACCUCGCGGAUGGCGAGUCCGGUGACGCCGCGGUGUCCGUCGUCGUCGGCAAGAAGAAAACCUUGGCCGUCGACGCCAAGAUCGCCGACGCCGCCGACCCCGCCCAGCCCGCCGUCCAGGAGAAGCCCAAGUCGUACUCCUACUACACCAAGCUGCAGCUCGACGAAGCUCUAAGAAUAUGUGAGCAAAAGCAGACAAGGGUGAAGGAGGCUCAGAAAAAACUGAGGGGAGAGGAAGCAAAGUUGAAGGAGCAACCAGGGAAUGAAGCCCGUCUGAAGGAGGUGUCGGAUGAGAAACGGAAACUGUGGUUGGAGCUGAAGAAACUGUGGCAGGAGGAAUGGAAGACAUUGAGGCCGAAGAGAGAUGCUUUUUAUGAGGAGAAUAAGAUUCCUCUGCCCAACAAGAAUAAUAAGGACAACGAGAAGAAGCCCAAUGAUGUAGAUCCUGGCAGCAAUCACAAUGGUGUUAAUGGUAAUGUCUACAACAAUAAUGAUGAUGGCAGCUGUUGUUACAGCAGCGACUAUGGUGGGAACAAUGACGAGUAUCUAGCACAGCUGUGUGAUGGUGGUGAGCACUACCCGCAUGGCCAUGAUGAGAGGCAGGUAGAGAGAGGUCAUUACCACUACAACAAGGGUGAUAGGCAGGGGUACCGUCAGGGCCAGCUUAGGAUGAAGAAGGUGUACGUGCCCAAGGUGAAGGCGUCCUCUGAUGCUGGAACAGAGGCUGAGGAAAAGCCUGAAGAGAAUGGUGCGUCUGCUACCACCAUGGAACAAAAGGAGGCCAGUGCUGAUAAUGCAGAUGUUGUACCUGCUUCUGAAUCAGACAAGUCUGCUGGGGGUGCUGCCCAAGAAGGUCCUAACAAUGGAACUAGGACUCAUUUCCUAAAGGAGAAGCGCAAUGGCUCUGAGAAGAGGAAGAAGAAAAAUGCUAUGAAAAACAGCGGCACUGAGCCAGAGAAGGUGAAGAAGCAAGAUUCUGAGGUAGAUGGCUCGAAAUCGGCAGACAAGCAACCACUGGAAGAAGAGAAAAAGACCCUUGCUGAGUAUGAGAAGAUGCGCGAGGAGAAAAAGAUGACCUCGGAGGCCUCAAAAACUGAGGCGAGGAAGGUCACUGCUGAUGAAUUUAAGGGCCUGCAGAUGUUGGAGAAAAGGAAGCUGGAUGUUGAGGAAGCUGUCAUCAAGGUAGAAAAGGCUCAGCCCAAGGUUAAGGAGGCUAGCAAUAAGGAAGUAGUUCAGGCCGAGGGGAAGGAUGCUGCUGCAAAGGAUGGCAAACCUAAGAAGGUUGUUGUCCCCCACCAAAACCUUGGGUUCAGGCCACCAAGCCGUGUACCUUACGUUCAGGAAGAUGGCUCUUCUGCUCGUGCUCGCUUCAAUGGUGGUUUCCACGGUGGCAGCCGUGACAACAGCACUGAGCCCCGGGUCAAUGGCAGAGCAGCCCAGAACGAAGCUGGUGACCACAACGGCAAUGGUGCACCACGGGGUGCCCACAAUGGCCGAGGCGACGGCGCUCCGAGGGGCAACUACUCCGGCCACCGGAAUGGGUACAUGGGCAACGGUGGAUACGAUUACGGCAGGGGCAACGGUGGAUACGGCUAUGGCAGGGGGCAAGGUGGGAACCAAAGCAAUGGCGGCUACCAGCAGCAGCGGCAGGGCGGCAACGUUGGCCAAUACCAGCAGGAGCGCGCUGGCAAUGGUGGCUACUACCCGCAGAGGCACCACCCAGCCAGUGACAGGUACCACCAGCAGCGCGGCAACUCUGGCGAUCGCCGCAAUUUCGCGCGCGUCCCUGCGCCGGUCCUGAACGUCAAGGAGUUCCCUGAGCUGCCUGUACCCACCUCGGCUCGAUCUGCUGCGCCGGCCUCUGCACCCCACGCCUGUCCCAGCUCAGGCCUCUGCACCGGCGGCCGCUCCGGCUCAGGCCCAGGCGCCUAGCUCUUCUGAUUAGUUUCCCUUUUAGCUUUUGGGUGAGGAUGGAGUGAUGAACGUGAGGCACGCCUCAUGAAAUUUUGUAACGGAUGCUUUACUGUUUUAUUCAGCUUUUUUUGAUUCAGUAUUUU
Messenger RNA from Setaria italica (foxtail millet), 2248 nucleotides. RefSeq lists its product as uncharacterized. The transcript is spliced from 5 exons. The record is from RefSeq and is a predicted model, not a curated record. Gene Ontology annotation, cellular component: nucleus; cytoplasm. The coding region runs from base 165 to 2123 and encodes 652 amino acids. Lineage: Eukaryota; Viridiplantae; Streptophyta; Magnoliopsida; Poales; Poaceae. Gene Ontology annotation, molecular function: RNA binding.